UAAUUUGAAAACUAAUUAUUAUAUUGUGUGUUUUAUCUUGUAGACGUGUGGAGUUAGUUUGGUUGUGUGUGAUUGAGUAAACGAGAGAAAGAAAGAUGGAUAAAUUCCAGCAAGUUUCAGUUUCUGAUAGUGAAAGUGAUUCCAAUAGUAUUUGUGAGCUUGAUGAGCAAAAAAAAGUUGAAAGUUCGGAUAUUUGGGAUCAUUUUGAACGAGUUAAUGAAGUACUAGCGAAAUGUAAGACAUGUCGCCAAUAUUAUAAAAUAAUUGGAACCACCAGGAAUCUGUUUAGUCAUGUGAGACGGGCGCAUCCAACAUUAUUGAGAGCACCCGAUUUAAUCGCUAAAGUCCAAUCAUUUAUUGUUGCUAAAAGACCAUUUGAGAGUUACACACAGAAUGAACAACGUAAAAUUAAGUUGGAUAGUGCCCUAAUUCGAAUGAUCGCCACGGACCUGAAGCCGUUCCGUAUUGUUGAAGAUCUUGGGUUUCAAUAUUUUGUGCAUUGCUUAGAUCCGCAGUACAUUCUGCCAUCUGGAUAUACAUUAAAAAAUGUACUACUUAAAAAUAUAUUUGAAGAGAUAGGUCUAAAGUUAAGAAUGAUUCUUAAAAAGAUUACUUACUGCGCUGUUUCAAUUGAUCGCUGGACAUCUCUUGUCAAUGACCAAUACUUGACCAUCACUUGUCACUUCGUUACUUCAAACCUUGAGAUAAAGUCAGUGGUGCUGUCCACUUGCAAUCUUUUAAAGGACACUAGAGACACAAGUGUCAAUAUUCAAAUAACAUUGCUUGAAGUUUUAACUUAUUGGGAUAUUUUGGGAAAAACGGUAUGUUUUGUGACUAAAAAUGAUGAUUCGAUGAUAAGGGCUUGCGAGUCACUAAAGAAACCGCACUUGCUCUGUUUCGAUGAUACUUUAAGUUUGAUUGUCCAAGACGCUUUGUCGGAAGAUCGUAUAAAGGAUAUUUUGGCAAAAAGCAAUCGAAUUGUAACUUUUUUCAAAAACAGUUCCACUGCUUAUGCCAAAUUGAAACUUGCGCAAGGAACUGAACCCAUCAAUCUUAAAAAAGAAAUGCCUACUCGUUGGAAUAGUUGUUUUCAAAUGAUAUCUCGGAUACUUGAAAUCAAAAAUGUGGUACCUGAAACUCUUCUCUCUAUAAAAGGAGCACCAUCUCCUCUCGGUGAAGAAGAAGUUUCUACUCUAAUGGACUUAAAGGAAUUGCUUGAGCCCUUCGAUUCAGCAACAAACCUAGCAUCAGCAAAUAAUAUGGUUACUAUAUCACAUAUAAUUCCUGCAACGCAAGAUAUAUAUCGCCGCUUAGCGAAUAUGAAUACUAGCUUGCGCACAAAGGAAGGUCAAAAUAUUUGCUUGCGACUCAUAAGUGAAGUAUCUCAUCGACUCUUUCCCUACGAAGGACAUACCGCUGCUAGAAUUGCAACUUUGUUGGACCCACGAUUCAAAAAGGAGGGAUUUCGAAACAACUACGCUGCAGAGCAAGCUGUUUUAGCUUUGGAGAAUCAAGUCGCUACAACUUUGCAUACUUGUAAGCAAUACUCCGAUGAGAAGACUCACGACCAGAGGUAUACAAUGUAUUCAUUUAUGAAAGAAAAACACACUAAAGAAGUUGAACGUUCAAAAAAUGGAUGCUGUAGUUCCUAUUCAACAGUAUUUCGAAGCAGAACAUGCUCAAGAAAAUCUCUGCCCUUUGGAGUUCUGGAAGGCACAGACUAGUCAGUGGGAGCCAAUGCUGAAGUGUACAUUCAAAUAUUUUUGCAUCCCAGCAAGCUCAACGGAUUCUGAAAGAAUGUUCUGCAAAAUGGGCGACAUCAAUUCCGACAGACGGGCGAUCUUAAAACCACAAAGUAUUGAUAUGCUGUUGUUUGUACGCAAAAAUCAAUGGGUGUUAGACACAUAAAGUACAAAAAUAUCACAAAUUAAUGCAAAUACAAACUAUGUAAUUUUCUGUAAACCAAGAAUAUGUUAAUGAUUUCGCAAAGCUAAAAAUA
Messenger RNA from Drosophila nasuta, 1999 nucleotides. RefSeq names its product zinc finger BED domain-containing protein 4-like. The transcript has 3 exons. Gene Ontology annotation, molecular function: DNA binding. The record is from RefSeq and is a predicted model, not a curated record. Lineage: Eukaryota; Metazoa; Arthropoda; Insecta; Diptera; Drosophilidae. Bases 96 to 1724 code for a protein of 542 amino acids.